Molecule: messenger RNA, 924 nt
Organism: Electrophorus electricus (electric eel)
Lineage: Eukaryota; Metazoa; Chordata; Actinopteri; Gymnotiformes; Gymnotidae
Gene: nppc
Product: natriuretic peptide C
Biological process (GO): cGMP biosynthetic process; receptor guanylyl cyclase signaling pathway
Cellular component (GO): extracellular region
Molecular function (GO): hormone activity
Source: RefSeq, a predicted model, not a curated record
CAGUCUUUUGGGAGUAGCCUAAACGAAGAGCCGACAGCGCUUUCCUUUACAAUUAAACUGAAAACUUAACUUCUCCAUUGCGGACUCGACUUUUAAACAUAACAGAAUGAACAUCACGCAUUGGGUGGCUUGUGGACUUAUGAUGACUCUACUUUCAGUCAACAUAGAGGCAAAACCCUUAACACUAACACAGGAGAAGUCCCUCAGAGCACUGUUGGGGGAAGAAUUGGCGGACUUUCUGGCUUCAGGUGAACGUGAGCGAAUGAUUGAGAAUAGAGCACGCCUGCUACGUGAUCUCCGAAUGGAUACCCGCGCCAAGGGUGUCUGGGCACGCAUCAUGAGUGACCAGCCAGGUUCAAGAAGACUCAAAUCAGGAUCAAAGAAAGGAGGGACCACAACCAGAAGUGGCUGCUUUGGACACAAGAUGGAUAGAAUAGGCACCAUUAGUGGCAUGGGCUGUCAACCAGCCCAUUAUCCUUCUGUAAACAAUCUCUCAUGAUUAUUUCAAGAAGAUCAUUGGGUUUUGGACAAUGCUGACUUUGUUACUCCUCUUUAGAGGAGACUCCUGAAAAGGGGUGGAUUAUUGGUACAGAAGCCACCACGACUUGAGAUGUGGACAAAUUUCAGUAAAUACAAGAAAACAUACAAUAUAUGACAUAAAUGACAGCAUACUACAGAAGAUGGCGGACAAUGGUGUAAAAAAAAUUGCAAAGCUGUAUAUUGUCGCUGCUGCUGUACUUUCAUGUACUUCAUUCCUGCAUAAAUGUAUUUAUGUUUAAAAACUAUUUAUAUGUUUAUAAAAAGAGAUAUUUAUAAAUAUGAGUUUUAUUUAUGUAACAUUUUGAAAUGAAUGCAAACGGCAGGUCAAUUCUGUUUGUAGCUUUUUUUUGUCUCAAAUAGUUGUAAAUGUUUUAAAAAUGAUUA